GCCCACUGUAACCUCAAGGGGGAGGGGAAUGGGACUAGUUAGCAGUCAGCGAGCCCUGUAACUCUGCCCCCAGUCUGUCUUCAGGCCACCGCCGCACUGCCUCCAGGAUCCAGGCUCUCUUCCUUGUGUUGUUUUUCAGGUCCGAGUUCACGGCUGCGUUGCUCUCUUUAACUCCUGCAUCAACCGUUCAGAGCCUUCUUUCUCCUUUUCUUCUGUCUUUUCCUUCUUCCAUCUGCUCUUUUCCCACGACAUUCACCGUCGACAUCUUCGAUUCCCUUACAUUGCCUUUUGGCCUCUUUCAGCCGCGUCUCCUUUCUCCGUGUCCGCGUAACUAUUUUAUUCUCGCAGCACUUUGCUUACCUACAAUUUCCCGGCUGCAACGCAAGCGUGCUCGCACCCAACUCUGCGCCCGCGCUACGAACGUUCACAUCGCGACCGCCUCGAAAACAACAAACAGCGCCGUCGAUUGCCAUCUCGUCGCCUUCACAAGUCUUCCCAGUUACCUCGUCUCCCGUUGACUCCCGGCUUGGAGUCAAAGACUCGCCAUCGUGGCCAACCACUCAAGACUAGAAUCUCGCAAGUCCUUGCUGGGUGCCGACCCGGGCUUCUCUCAGCAAGGGCAGCAGUACCAGCACCAGCAGACCUCGUCAUACGAUCAAGCUCAGAACUAUGACAACCACAACUACAGUACCCAGACCUAUGGAAACAACUACGCUCCAAACUACCAGGGCGGAGCUCCCGAUCCUUAUGCGCAGCCGAGCUUACAACAGCCAGCCUAUGCAGAAAACGGUUAUAUGGGCGAUGACUAUGGGCAGGGCUAUGCUGGGCGAGAAGGACUUUCCUCUCGCGGCAAAACCCCUGCCUCUUCCCACCAUGGUGCCUUCACAUUCAUGAAGUCAAAGUGGCCGGCUGCUUUCAUGGGCGUCACGCUGCUGCAAGCAGCCAUCUGCAUUGCUUUCGAAGCCUACAUUUUUGCAAAGUUCCAAAAUAGUCUAGGGCGGAUUCCACCUCCCAAUCCCGGUGACCAAAGUUCGCUAGACGUGAAUGCUCAAGUCAAGACCAUUCCUACGUUUUCAACUCUUAUCAUUUUCGGCUAUUUGUAUGAGCUGGUAAUUGCUUGGGACGCUGUACGAAUGAAAAACACCAUUCAGAUCAUUGGUGUUUGCAUUGCAAACGUCGCAUUGCUGAUCUAUACCGGACUUCAAAUCGACCAGAUCAAAGGUGCUGUUGACAAAAUUAGCGGGGGUUAUGCCCUGGCUCCGACGGUUACAUCACAAAUGCUUUGGGCCAACAUCAGAGCUUUCUUGUUCACCAUUCCUUGCGUGAUCGCCGUUGCUACCAUUGGCAUGGCCUUCAUUGCUUGGAAAUUAUAUCAGGAAUUCGCUUGGGAUAUUCUCAAGACUAUUGGCGCCGACUACCGCAUGAAGAAGCGAUUCCUGCAUUAUCAGAUCUACAUUGCGUUGCUCAAGUUCGACUUCUUCUUCUUCUUGGGUUUCAUCAUCCAAUUCGUCGUUGUCGUCGCCGCAACCACCGACCCCGAAUUCGCCCUGACGGUUGCCACAAUCCCCGUUACAAUCGUCAUCCUACUAGUCGCUGCAUGGUUUACCAAGAAGGAAAACAAGGUGGGCAUGGUUUCUGUCCUAAUUCUCUACCUAGGUGGCCUGAGCUACUUCAUCUUCAAACUUCACCGUAUCUACCAACCUGGAUACGACAGGCUGUACAUGCCUGUCCGCAAGUCUAUGACAGCCUUUGCCGUCAUCACCAUUCUUCUCAUUAUUUUGACCAUUACCAAUGGUCUCAUUUGCUUGAGCAAUUUCGACAAGGGACUCAAGCCUCAUCUUGAGGCAAAGCGACAAACGAAGGAGAACACCGAUCAAAACUCGUACAGCAUGCAGGAUUCCAAGCCCCAGCUUGGCAGUCGCAUGAUUAUCGAUUAAGCUGCUCCGAGAGCAUGCAGCAAGCAGCUAGCCGUUGAAUACAGUUGCUGGUAUACACAUGUACAAAUUUGACGAAUGAAUUUAAUGAUAGAAAAAGCCUGGAUAGCAGUCGGAAUUGUCGAUGACCUUUGGCCGUGCGCGAGCGUUUAGCUUAGGAGCCGUGUAGCUUCCAUAUUUAGAACACACUCUCUUGUCAACUGAAUUGAAUCUCUUUUUCUGUAAUAUGAAUAAUAAGUAAGAGUGAGUAAAACCAGGACCAGCUCCAGAGCUGCUAUGAUCAUUGUGAACAAGAAUGUCCCUUUCGGACUAGGUGCUAUGAAACGCCGAAUAACUGUGAUAAACCAGACUGAGCAACCGCCGUGCUGUUAAACCAAAUACGCCAACGAAAACAGAAAAUGCCAAGUAGGCACCGCCUUGCCCGCAAUCUUCAUAGCGUAAUUUUAACAGCGUCUUUAAGUUGUCCUUCGGUAGGGCAGUAAGGGCAUUUAUAUCGCGUUCCCUUUGCUAUAUUCUGCAAGGACUCCUUGCAAAGAACAUGGCCGCAUGGCAACAUCACAGCCGGAUUUGUAGCAGUGGUUUGCUCUUUGCUGACUGGACAGACAAAGAUGGGGUGGUAGAUCAUCGACUCGGGAAGAGGGGUUUCAAACGCAAGCUCGUUCUCUGUUGUCCAUUCUGUCUUCUUCUCCUUCAUAUAGGUCGUGUACUUGAUCAACCGCGGCAGUGCGAUGGAUCCAGCUGUGACUGCAAUGUAGAGCGGAGAUUCGGCAGAUAGGCCGAGAAGCGAGCAGAAUUCGCGAGUAAAGGAUGCGGCCACAUCCUCAAACGCAGACUCAAUUUCAAAUAUUUGUCUGUAGGGAGAGGAUUGUAAAUUGCUCGCAUAGACCAUGGCACAGCAUAGCUGUUGGAUUUCUCGAAGAUGGCGGGCUUGGAAUGGUGCAAAAUGCUGUCUGGCGUAUUUAAGCGCUCCAGCUUGCCCAUUAUACUGGUCGUCCGGUAAUCCGUUUACUUCGUGACCUUUGAAGAGCCAGACAAACUGCAACUUGCUCAGCUCAAAUUCAAGAUUGCUUCCCUUCUCCUCUAGCUCAGUAUUAUGCAACCUUGCCCAGCCUAUGGCGGGGCCGAGAUUCUUGUUUUUGAGCUCGGAAAGAACGCUGUACAUUUCUGAAAACUUCUCCUGUAGGCUUUCAUGCUGCGCUGCAAUCAUCGUGUCGAACUCUUCACGCUGCAUAUCAUCAUCGCCGUCGCGGUCAACGUCCGGUUCCAAAGGGUCGUCUUUAGCUUCUUUGAGAAAUGUCGAUGCAACAUCAAACUGCCCUUCUCGUAAUAAAUGCAUGGCGAUCGCUCGGUUAAUUAAAGUCGGAUGGUCGGCCAUGGCGUCGGCUUCCAUGGGCAAUUCGCGGAGGG
This is a messenger RNA of [Torrubiella] hemipterigena, 3341 nucleotides long. NCBI's taxonomy places the organism in Eukaryota, Fungi, Ascomycota, Sordariomycetes, Hypocreales, Clavicipitaceae. The record is from the annotation of a GenBank genome assembly.